UUGACAAGUGCUUGUCAAAAAAUGGAGAAUUAAAUUAAAACAAUUUUCCUAACAACAAUUUAAUGUUUUAUAUAAAAAUAAGUUCAAUUGUUCAAACUUUGAGUUUUAUUUUCUUAAAUAAAUAUUGAGCACGAUGAGAAAUUGUUUUAUCCCAGGAUGUGACAGACUUUGUCGAAUAAAAGGAACAAUAAAACGAAAAAUGUUUGUCGUUCCAAAGGAUAAAGAAACAUUCAAUGCUUGGGUAGAUGUUCUGCCGAAACAACGUGAACUUAAAGCCCACGACAAAGUAUGCGAGAGGCAUUUCGAUGAUAACGACAUCAGCACAACCUACGACAACAUCAUCAAUGGACAACUCUAUAAAAUGGAACGAGGACGACCUAAGCUCAAGCCAAAGGCUAUUCCUUCUAAGAACUUUGACUGCGCAGAGACUACACGACGAUUGAAUAACUCGGUUAUUAAUAGAAAACACAAGAUUCCAGUCGAGGAAAUUACUGCAGAAGAUACCCAGGUUUAUGAUUCAAUGACUCUUGAAGAACAGGAACUGGAGGUGGACGGCGAGGUGCAGGAAAUAACAGAAAUUUGCCUUAAAGACACUCAAGUUCCUGAAACAACAACAGAGACGGCGGCGGCAAUAGUGCCCUACGAGUUGAAUUCCGAUGAGAAUCAAGUCGAUGAGGGCGAAGAGAAUGAAGCUCGUGAGCUAUUCGAAUCUCUGUAUGAUGACAUCUACGAAGUGGUUCUGCCCAACACUUUGUGGGGCGUCCAUAGAUGUCCCGAGCACAGUUCAAUAUUCUUCUCAUUUGUCGAUCCGAGUAUGCUGCGGACAACGAAGAUGAUCUCAAUAUCCUGCCAUGGUGAAGUCAAGAUCCUGCUCGGCAGUCGUUUGAUGAAUGAACAAAACCUUAUGACUGACAUAGCCUCCAUAGAAUCACUCACAGCUCUAAUCACCGAGAUUGAUGAACUGCUGCUGUGUUCGAAAGUCUUUGACAAUGAAUUCUGUGAGGUCUCAAUAAAAGAUUCAGACUCAGAAGUGUGCGACGCUUGCGCACAGGUGGAAAUUCUAUGA
Molecule: messenger RNA, 1066 nt
Organism: Eupeodes corollae
Lineage: Eukaryota; Metazoa; Arthropoda; Insecta; Diptera; Syrphidae
Exons: 3
Coding region: 134-1066 (310 amino acids)
Source: RefSeq, a predicted model, not a curated record